UAGGACCAGAUAUUAGAUACCGUCUUGAUGAAUCUGUCUCCGGUAAUUAUAUCAGCGCUGGUUCAAUUCUGCCUGAGUUUAGGCUGGUAUGAUGGAUAUAGUUACCAUAUAUUUACAACUAAAUACCUGAAGAAACACAAACCAAGGACAUAUCACUCAUCAACAUUUCCUUUAUGGAAAAAACAUUUUUUCUGGAGAAAAAGGCGGAUGCCUGAGACAGGAAAUAAUUAUAAACAAAAUGAGUUUUUUCUUUUCAACAGAAUUCCAGCCAGGAAAAGAUUUUUUCAAUAUUCACCUUAUUUUCCAAGCCAUUCUGAAAAGUUAAGAAGCAAAUCAAAAUCAGAGGUUCACAAAGACAAAUCUCGAGUAAGAUUCAAUGACUUAAAAUCUUAUAGCAAUGACUAUGCUAGUAACGCAUUUGUUCGUCGUAACUUUGUUCGUCCACCUUACUACCUGUUUUAUUUAAAGUCUCCCCAUAUGUAUUUAACACAUCUAAAUGACGCUGGUCAUAUGCAUUCAGGCACGUCCGAAAACCAACAAACAAAUGUAAAUAAAGCAGGAGAACUAUUCAGAAAGCCUCUUGCAGAAGAUAGUUUUGGAUUACUUAGUAGUAGAAGUAGUACUAGCUUAGAUAAAAAUUAUAAUUCUGCUGAUCGUAUGUUAGUUCAAGAAAACAGUAAUAAAAAUGUUGUUGAUACAAUAGCUGAUAUAGGGGAAAAACUACAGUCGCAAAUUCUUAAUCCUGUGUCGAAACCAUCAAUAAAACAACAUAUAUUAGUAAAUAACCCAAACAAGGUUGCAGAACAAGAAUUUCAAGAUUCACGUUCCAUAUUCAAGAACUUAAAUGAAAUAACAAAUGACAGGAUAUCAAGACCUUAUCAGAAAAGUACAGAUAUCCAACAAUUAGAAGUAAAUAGUUUUGGAUAUUUUGAUCAGUCAAAUUCAGACAAUUCUAAUGAAAAUGGUGAAACUUUACUUCAUUCCAAUCCUGGUUUUAUAAAAGGAUAUACUGAUGAUAACACUUUUGAGAACCCGUUUGACACCAUUUUUUUAGCCGAUCCAGCUGAGCAAUUUGAAAAUAAACCACGUAAAUAUUCGGGUGUUUUGAAUAUGGAUAUAAAUGACGAUAAUGAUAAAGAUUACCCACAAGAACCUACUAUUGAAACAUUUCAUCCGUCGAAUAACAAAGAGUAUUUUAAAAUGGAUACAGAAUUUGAAACUUUUCCUGAAAAACAUUCGAGACCUACAAAUUUUCCAGAUAAUGAUAUAUUAGUUAUACCACCAUUAAAAGAAAAUUCAGGAACGCUAACGGAAUCAAGCUUUGGUAAAUUUAAGAGUUACCCAUAUUUGCCAAUAACUUUUAACUCGAAUAACCAGGCAAAACCUACAGCACAGUAUAAAAAUCAUCACUCAGAACACACGUUGAACAGUUUUAGAGAUAUUGACAGAGAACAAGAAUUGCCGAGUAAAAAUGAUAAAUCCUUCUUGAAUUCAUUGUAUAAUAAUACUUAUUCCCAAUCCAGAUCGAACCUGUUAGGUUUAAACCCUUCUAUCUCGACAGAAAGAACGCUAUUCAAUCCAAGCAAAAUUCAAUUCCAUAAUAAGCCUCUAGAAUUUCCAAUUCAAGGAUUAAGAGCAUCUCAUCUGAUGGAUGGAUUUGGUACUGAUACAGAAUUUCAAGAUGGUGGAGGUGGAAUGUUUAUAAACAUAGCAGAAGAAGGGUCCUUUAAUAAUGAUGAUAGUGGAUGUGAAGGUAUAACCACCCGGACAUGUAAAGAGGACAAAGAAUGUAGCUGUUAUGGAAGCUUCUUUUGCAUAGAAGGAAAAUGCUCAAUGAUGACAAAAUCAGAUAGCGGUGAUACAGAAAAUAGUGGGCAGUUGUGGCAGUAACAAUGUACAAUUCAAAGACCAUCUGAUGUUAAUUCUUUUUCAAACUUUUACCGUAUGAAAUAAAAAAAAAUCCUUUUUAACUUGUAAUAUAUAUAAUAGCCCCACUCGACAAAUAACUUGUUUUUGAAUUUUAAUAAAUCUUGUCAGACAGUA
Molecule: messenger RNA, 2043 nt
Organism: Mytilus californianus (California mussel)
Lineage: Eukaryota; Metazoa; Mollusca; Bivalvia; Mytilida; Mytilidae
Exons: 3
Coding region: 28-1890 (620 amino acids)
Source: RefSeq, a predicted model, not a curated record